UGACACGUCAGCGCUCCACGGAGGAAAGGCAGCUGGGGAAGUUCUCCUCCAGGCAGCCUAUAAGCAGGCUGUGGGGUUCCUGACUUGCUGCCCGUUCUGGCUCCAGAAGUGCCAGGGAAAUGGAGACACGUGGCUGAGAGUAGCAGCCAGACCCUGAUGCUGCCUGGUAGGAGGAGCUGCUGCCCCACAGAGGCUGGGGACAGGCAGAACUAUACUGGGCAUAAGGAAGCAAUGAUCUGUGGCUGCAGGAGGAGGAGGAGGUGGGAGAAGACAGGACUGUGCUGUGUACAGGGGCUGAGCAGGAGAUGGGAGUGAAAGAGCUGCACAGUUAGCUGCCCCUUCUUCAUACUUUUAUUUAAGAUGAAGCUGUUAGCUCUUGCUGUGUUUGCCCUGCUGUCUGUCGCUCACAGCGAGGAGGGAGCCAGGCUACUCGCCUCUAAAUCUCUGUUAAACAGAUAUGCAGUGGAGGGCAAGGACCUGACUCUGCAGUACAACAUCUACAAUGUUGGCUCCAGCGCGGCUUUGGAUGUGGAGUUGUCGGAUGAUUCUUUCCCCCCGGAAGAUUUUGGCAUUGUCUCUGGAAUGCUUAACGUCAAGUGGGACAGGAUUGCGCCAGCCAGCAACGUAUCUCACACUGUGGUCCUGAGGCCCCUCAAAGCCGGCUACUUCAACUUCACCUCGGCUACCAUCACCUACCUGGCACAGGAGGGAGGGCAGGUUGUGGUUGGCUUCACCAGUGCCCCUGGGCAGGGAGGAAUCCUGGCUCAGAGAGAGUUUGACAGGAGGUUUUCCCCUCACUUUCUCGACUGGGCAGCUUUUGGUGUGAUGACUCUUCCCUCCAUCGGAAUCCCUCUGCUGCUGUGGUACUCGAGCAAGAGAAAAUACGAUACCCCCAAGACCAAGAAGAACUGAGGAAAGCCAAAUGCAGCCAGCACCCAGAGCUUAGAACUACAGUGUACUCGGAGUAGCAGCGAUCAACCCUCCAAAUCAAGUGACUGGGCCACCGGUUCAGUGCUGGCAGGGGAGGGAUUUGUAUCAUUCUUGUGGCCAGUCGCUUUCUUGAGGUGUUUUUUUUAACCCUUUCUCAGCAGAUCUGGAGCAAAGACCUCUCCGGUUCUGUUGUAAUUAAGUUCCAGACGCAGCUGCGGUACAAGAACGCUAAUAACGCCCAAGGAGUGUGGGGGUGAGAGCCUUUCUGCAGCAUCACCCCUGCUUGCCGAAUGCCAGUCACAUGUGGCCAGAUCUCCUCAUGCCGCAAUCCUCCUCGAUCUUGGAUCAGCCCAUCACCCUCACUCCCCAGCAUUUUAUGCUUCUUGCAACUGUCACUGAGAGGAUUGAUCAAGUGACGGUAACGGAGACCUCCUUUCUAUGCAGGUGUAUUAGUGCCCUUCCCUCUCAGCCAAGCGGCGGCCUAUGAACCCCCAUAGAAAGAUGCCUGCCCUAGAGAGAAUGUUGGCUACGUUGUUCUAUUUUGGUGAGCAAUUGACCGCCGUGUUUCUGUUUUUCUGAUUACUCUGUUGAGAAGUGUGUGACUGUACGCACCAAGGGUUUUAUAAUAAAAUGAACACCACA
This is a messenger RNA of Chrysemys picta bellii (western painted turtle), 1572 nucleotides long. RefSeq names its product signal sequence receptor subunit 2 (gene SSR2). Lineage: Eukaryota; Metazoa; Chordata; Testudines; Emydidae. The record is from RefSeq and is a predicted model, not a curated record. Gene Ontology annotation, cellular component: endoplasmic reticulum; membrane.